This is a messenger RNA of Centropristis striata (black sea bass), 2592 nucleotides long. Its product is annotated as kelch-like protein 33. Bases 67 to 2466 code for a protein of 799 amino acids. Lineage: Eukaryota; Metazoa; Chordata; Actinopteri; Perciformes; Serranidae. The transcript has 4 exons. The record is from RefSeq and is a predicted model, not a curated record. Gene Ontology annotation, molecular function: protein binding.
ACGAGAGUGGUCAGUUUGGGUCUUUGGUAAUGUAAAAUCCCACUGUAGUCGACCCUAGCCACCUACAUGGAGUUCAACAGUCGUUACCUGCCACUGGAGUGGGAAGAGCGAUGGAGGAGAGACAAGGAGAAAAGAAAAAGAGUGAUCGAAGAAGGUGGCGAGGAAGGCCUAGAACGGGACAAGUGUGAGCUGAGGUGGAUCGUGGCUUACAAUGACUCCAGGAUGGGGCUGACGACUGGGACGGGUAAGGAAGAAGGGCCAGAAGUCAAGGUGAGCGAAGACGCAUUCGGGGAUAAUAUCCGAUUAUACCGCAGUGAAACCUAUCCCAAAGAGGCAUUCAUGGCCCUGAAGGAAAUCUGGGAUUCGUCUCUUCUGACGGACCUGACUCUGACCACCGAAGACGGGAACAGCUUUGAGGUACACUCCACUGUCCUCGCUGCUGUCAGCUCCUUCAUUCAAGAGAGGCUCAAGGUUGAAAGACCAGACAAUGGUAAGGAUCUAGAAGUCCAAAGGAGGUCAUUGUCUCUGGGUCCUGGGGUCGAUCAAGUUGGGCUACAGGCAGUUUUGGAGUUUGCCUACACCGGAGCUGUAUUGACCUUGAACAAAGACAGCGUACCCUCGAUUAUAGUUGCGGCACAAGCACUAGGGGUCCCUAGAGUACUGGAGUUCUGCCACAGAGAGGAGAAGUUGAGAGCAGCUGAAAAGGAGGAGGGAAAGAUUUCAACCCUUGAGCAAGUAAAGAUCACUCUUGAGUCCAUAAAACAGAUGUGGGCGGACAGAGUUGGCUGUGACGUGGUUUUGGAUGUGGACGGAGCUUUAAUCCACGUCCACAGAGUCGUUCUGGCGGCAAGCAGUUUGUACUUCCGUGGCAUGUUCACCUGCAGGAUGAGGGAAUCCAAUCAGACCUGUAUUGCUCUUCCCUUCCUGUUAGCUUCUGAGUUGGAGGCUCUGAUCGACUGCUCCUACAGCGGGACCCUUCCGCUUAGCUGGGACUGCGUCUUCGAGAUCACCUGCACGGCCCUCCAGCUUCAGUUCCAGCCCGCCCUCUCACUUUGCCUCGACUUCAUGCAACAGGAAAUGGACGCGAGCUCCUGUCUGGAUGUGGCGUCUUUUGCUGAAGCUUACGACAUGUCCGAGUUGCUUGAGGAAGCCAAUGACUUCGUGCUGAGGAACUUCUGGGAUGUGUCGGUGACGCCAAAGUUUCAGGACCUUCCGGCAGAGAAGCUUCUGGACAUCCUGCGCUCCGAUGGUUUGUGCGUUCCGUCAGAGUUGGCUGUUUUCCGAGCUGUAAUCUCCUGGAUCGAAGCCGAUCCUGAGGGGAGAUUGGGCCAGGCUGGUGUUCUGAUGACCGGAGUCCGAUUCCCUCUCAUGACCUUUCGAGAAUUCAGGGAGGUGCGAGCCAUUAACUUACGCAUGGAGUGCUUCGGGAACAAGGAGGUGGACCUCUACAGUUCAGCACUCAAAGAAUUCGGUUUCAGCCAUUCAAACACUGAGGAUCAGUGCCGGGUCCGACACCCAAAGGACGUUCUGGUUGUGGUUGGGGGAGAUCAGCUAAACCCAGAUAUGGGUCAGCGCAUACCAAGCAGGGAGCUUUGGUUUGCAAACUCCCUCCAGAGUGGGACAGGGUUGAUGAAGCAGAUUGAGUGGAGGAGGCUCGGGGAGAUGCCAGACAAGCCAAAGUUCAGGCACGGAGUAGCAGCAAUGUCGGGAAGCUUGUACGUAGCUGGAGGAUGUUACUUCUACACCAAGAAUGACAUGAUGAAAUCUGCCUACAGUUACGACCCUGUGCUGGACAGCUGGAAGAGGCUGGCUGACAUGCAGGAGUUCAGAAGCAGCUUCUCCUUGGUGGUACACGAGGAGCGUCUUUAUGCCAUUGGUGGAGAUAUGGAGAUCAACACCAACGUAGACAGUGUCGAGAUGUACAACCCAGAAACCGACUCCUGGAGCUUCGUCCAGCCCCUGGACCAGGCUCUGAGCGGCCACGCUGCCGCUGUCUCAGACGGAGGAAUCUUCAUCUCUGGAGGUUUCGACUGUAAGUACGUGUGUCUGGUUUCCAUGUUCCUGUACCAUCCGGAGAGAGGAACCACCUACCUGGCAGACAUGGCUCAUGACCGGGCCCAACACUGCAUGGAGCCCCUGCGUGGCCGUCUGUACGUCGCCGGCGGCGUUUGUAACCUGAGGAAGUUUUACACGGACCAACAAGCCUGCGAGGUGUACGACCCUGCGGCCGACUCCUGGACGACUUUCACCCCGCUGCCUGUUCCCCACGUGGGCGCAGCCUCAGCCGUCCUGGAGGGGAAGGUCUACGUACUGGGAGGAUACUGCCAGGACGACUACACCGAGUCGAGACUGGUUCACCGGUUCGAUCCCAGCAUACAGCGAUGGGAGAAGAUGAGCAAGCUGUCGGGGCCGGUUACUGACAUACGGGCCGGUCUGCUCCGGUUGCCCCAACACUUAAGACUUUAGUAACUGGCUGGUCAACGUGAUAUUUAUCUUAAAACUGACAGACAUUUUCGGUUUGAUUUAGUCUCAAAAUGUUAUGUAUCAUUUGCAAAUGUAGUUUGUACUGUAAAAUGUACUAAAAAACAGUUG